AUGGUCCAGGGGAGGGAAUGGAAGAGGCAACAAGGGGGGGGCCCUCGAAGAGCGGCAAUGAACGCCGUCGUGUACGAUGGUCCAGCCUGGCCAGUAGAGAUUGACGAAGAUUCCAAGCACGAAAGCCAGACAGGGAACGACAAGAAGGGCGGCGAUAUGUGGCCGAGACCACAUCCAAGCCCGGAGCGGAGGAUUGAGAUGCCGGCAGAGAGCGAGACCUUGGGCACGAACGGACACUCGUCCGGUGCCGAGGAGCGUGAUGCCGAGAUGGCGGGACCAGAAGAGAUGGAAUGGAAUGGACGGGGGUGA
Messenger RNA from Purpureocillium lilacinum, 309 nucleotides. The record is from RefSeq and is a predicted model, not a curated record. Lineage: Eukaryota; Fungi; Ascomycota; Sordariomycetes; Hypocreales; Ophiocordycipitaceae.